AACUUUUGUAUGUAAACAAACAUUGGCCCCAAACAUUGAAUUUUGUCCCUUUAAGAAGCCUCGAAAUGUCUCAAAGUCAAAGAAAAAGUGGCGGCAAAUCCCAAACUCAAUUAACUCUGUCUCAGUCCUUUGCCAAUGUAGCAGAUCCUGAAGUUGUAAUUCAAAACGUUGUCAGGUACAUUAUUUAUCGAGGAGGCGAGCAUAUGAAUUUCACCAAAGCUGAGCUCGUGCGUAAUGUGAUUCUUAAGCCCGGAGGGAGGUUUGAGGAGAUUAUGAAUGGGGUACGAGAAAUUUUGGAAAAGGUAUAUGGCUACAGUAUAAUGGUAUGCGACAGAGUUAAAGGCAAAGACAAACAAUAUGUUGUCAGCAAUAAAUUACCUUACCUAAAUGAUGCUGACAAAAAUGAAGAAAUCGCCCAGGACAUCAAUAAAGUAUUAAUCACCCUAAUUUUAUCACACAUAUUGAUGUCCAACAACGAAGUGACCGACGUGUCUCUGUAUUCAUUCUUGAAGUCAGUUGGCAUCGAUGUGGACCUACGACACCCAAUUUUUGGCCAAGUAAAAGAGUCCAUCAAAACCUUAAUAAAGCAGCAAUAUUUGAUUCACGAAAUCAACAAUAUCUCCAAAAGGGAAAUUUACAAGUGGGGCCUAAGGGCGGAAAAGGAGAUUUCUAAACAUAAGAUUUUAGAGUUUGUUUGUAAAAUGUACAAAGAUAGGAAGGUGGAGGAUUGGACUAGUCAGUAUCAAGAUGCCGAGGAACAAGGCUUUGAAAACCAGCAAUUGCAGCUUCAAACACAGCAUAGUUUAGAAGAGUAGAAGGAUGUAUUUUUUGAAAUAAAAUUUGCUUUUCAUUUAUUUCCUUUUAUUGAUUAAACAAUCGUU
Molecule: messenger RNA, 881 nt
Organism: Ceutorhynchus assimilis (cabbage seed weevil)
Lineage: Eukaryota; Metazoa; Arthropoda; Insecta; Coleoptera; Curculionidae
Source: the annotation of a GenBank genome assembly